AUGCCGAGCACCACGAACGGACCUUCUAUCACAGUCAACGGCGCGUCUGCUCCAUCUAUCUUGACCGACGAUGAGCAAGCAGUUCGAGACCUGAGGAAGUUCAUCAUCGAUAUCUGUCGACAGAACGGUGGUGGCCAUGGAGGGUCGGCGAUUGGGAUGGCUCCUCUGGGCGUGGCUCUCUGGCGCCAUACAAUGAGAUACAAUCCAAAGAACGCCGACUGGUUCGAUCGAGAUCGAUUCGUGUUGUCGAAUGGCCACGCUGCUAUGUUCAUCUACACGAUGUUACAUGUGACCGGAUAUCCGAAUAUGAUGUUGGACGAGGUGAAGCUGUACGGCUCACCCAAGGCAGUCGAUCCGGAGACUGGUAAAUGGACGGCCACGCUAUGCCAUGGUCACCCUGAAUUGGACGUUCCAGGCAUCGAAGUCACUACUGGGCCGCUUGGUCAAGGGGUGGCGAAUGCGGUAGGCCUUGCCAUCGCCUCGAAGCACCUGGCAGCAACCUUUAACAAGCCAGGCUACGACGUGGUUAGUUCUCGGAUCUACUGCACCACGGGCGAUGGAUGUCUUCAGGAAGGAGUCGCCCAAGAGGCUAUGGCUCUUGCAGGUCAUCUUCAGCUCGAUAACCUCGUUCUCUGCUACGACAACAACCAGGUCACCUGUGAUGGCCCCCUGGAGUGGAUUGUGUCCGAAGACACCAAUGCCAAAAUGCGCGCAAUAGGAUGGAACGUGAUCGAUGUUUUCACAGGUAAUAGCUCGGUCGACGAUAUUGUCUCAGCGCUGAAGCUUGCCCGGUCGACCAAGGGCAAACCUACCUUCAUCAACAUCCGCACCACAAUCGGUUACGGGACGUCCACCGCGGGCACUUUCAAGUCGCAUCACGGCACCUAUACUGAUGCGGAUGCCGCCUUGUACGCGUCUGCCAAUGUAUCAACCACACAUACUCUAUCAGAACAAACAAAAGCGUACCUCGCUGGGUGUGAGGCAAGAGGCCAAACUCUGGAAGAGGACUGGAAUGACCUCCUGGUGGCCUACAACAAGGCUUACCCCAUCGAAGCCCAGCUCCUGUCCGACCGGAUGAAUGGCAAGGUCGACUAUGAGACUGUCCUUUCUUCAAUUCAAGUUCCCGAGGUCGUUCAAGCUACCCGACAAUUCAAUGGCACCGUCUUUAAUACCCUCAUGUCACAUGUUCCACACCUCAUUGCUGGUGGCGCCGACCUCUGGAACAGCAAUCAAAUGGGUGACCAGACGUCUCGGAUCUAUUCCGGGGGCAACCCAGAGGGCCGCGUUAUUCGGUAUGGCAUUCGCGAACAUGCAAUGGCGUCCAUCUCGAACGGACUAGCAGCCUACAGUCCCGGCACCAUUAUCCCUAUCACGGCGACAUUCUUCAUGUUCUACUUGUACGCAGCGCCUGGCGUGCGGAUGGGUGCACUAAGCCACCUCAAAGUUAUCCAUGUGGCCACCCACGACUCGAUCGGCGAAGGCCAGAACGGUCCAACUCAUCAGCCGGUCGAACUCGACUCUUUGUAUCGAGCGAUGCCACACCUCGCGUAUAUCAGACCCUCGGAUGCCGAAGAAGUCAUAGGUGCUUGGUCGACAGCAUUAGGUCCGGCAACUAAGGAGAUGUCGGUUAUCAUCUCGCUGGCUAGGGACCCAGCAAUCACCGCGAUACCGAACACAGAUCGAGCCAAAGUCGCCCGAGGCGGCUACGUGGUUGUCGAGCAGAGUGACGCCGUCGUCACUCUCAUUUCUUGCGGCUCGGAAUUGCAAUUUGCCGUCGCGGCGGCGAAGCAGCUGACAGAACAGCACAGCAUUUCGACGCGGGUGGUCAGCAUGCCGUGCAUCAGCCUGUUCGAAGCCCAAUCCGAGACAUACCAGAACGAAGUGCUUGGGUUGACGGAACAUGUGGUUAGCGUCGAAGCCUAUGUCAGUAGCAUGUGGGCCAGGUUUUGUACAGCAAGUGUGGCGAUGGAUGACUUUGGGUAUUCCGGAGCAGGCAUUGAAAACUUUAGGAGGUUUGGCAUUGACGAUGUCGGGAUUGUCAGGAAGGUGAAGAAGCUUCUGCAAACCAGCACAUCAGGGAAAGGCAGAGCAAGAUGGAGGUUGUUGAAGUAG
This is a messenger RNA of Fonsecaea pedrosoi CBS 271.37, 2112 nucleotides long. RefSeq lists its product as uncharacterized. The record is from RefSeq and is a predicted model, not a curated record. Lineage: Eukaryota; Fungi; Ascomycota; Eurotiomycetes; Chaetothyriales; Herpotrichiellaceae. Bases 1 to 2112 code for a protein of 703 amino acids. Gene Ontology annotation, cellular component: cytosol. Gene Ontology annotation, biological process: pentose-phosphate shunt. The transcript has a single exon. Gene Ontology annotation, molecular function: transketolase activity.